Molecule: messenger RNA, 2597 nt
Organism: Arabidopsis arenosa
Lineage: Eukaryota; Viridiplantae; Streptophyta; Magnoliopsida; Brassicales; Brassicaceae
Source: the annotation of a GenBank genome assembly
AAUUCUUCUUCUGACCACCGACCGAUUGAGUUUCUCCGAUCAGAUCUCAGUUUCUGGGGAAAAUUUGAAGUGAAAAAAUGGCGCAGCAUCUGUUGCACGGGACUUUACACGCUACAAUCUAUGAAGUUGAUGCCCUCCAUGGUGGUGGAGUCAGGCAAGGCUUCCUUGGCAAGAUUCUGGCAAAUGUAGAAGAGACGAUUGGUGUUGGCAAAGGAGAAACGCAGUUGUAUGCGACGAUUGAUCUGCAAAAAGCUAGAGUUGGGAGAACCAGGAAGAUCAAAAAUGAACCUAAGAACCCAAAGUGGUAUGAAUCGUUUCAUAUUUACUGUGCCCACUUGGCGUCUGAUAUCAUCUUCACUGUUAAAGAUGAUAAUCCCAUUGGUGCCACCCUUAUCGGAAGAGCAUACAUUCCUGUUGACGAAGUCAUCAAUGGCGAGGAAGUGGAUCGGUGGGUUGAGAUCUUGGAUAAUGACAGAAACCCCAUUCAGGGAGGAUCAAAGAUUCAUGUCAAGCUCCAAUAUUUCCAUGUUGAAGAGGAUCGUAACUGGAAUAAGGGUAUCAAAAGUGCUAAAUUCCCUGGAGUUCCAUACACGUUCUUCUCGCAGAGACAAGGUUGCAAGGUUUCUCUGUACCAAGAUGCUCAUAUUCCAGACAACUUUGUUCCUAGGAUUCCUCUCGCUGGAGGGAAGAACUAUGAGCCUCAAAGAUGUUGGGAGGAUAUUUUUGAUGCUAUUAGCAAUGCAAAACACUUGAUCUACAUUACUGGUUGGUCUGUUUACGCUGAGAUUGCUUUAGUGAGGGACUCGAGGAGGCCUAAGCCUGGAGGUGAUGUGACCAUUGGUGAGCUACUCAAGAAGAAGGCUAGUGAAGGUGUCAGGGUUCUUUUGCUUGUUUGGGAUGACAGAACUUCUGUUGAUGUGCUGAAGAAAGAUGGGCUCAUGGCUACUCAUGAUGAAGAGACUGAGAAUUUUUUCAGGGGAAGUGAUGUUCAUUGUAUUCUGUGCCCUCGUAACCCUGAUGACGGUGGUAGCAUAGUGCAAAGUUUGCAGAUCUCUACUAUGUUCACGCAUCAUCAGAAGAUUGUUGUUGUGGACAGCGAGAUGCCAAGCAGAGGAGGAUCAGAAAUGAGGAGAAUUGUGAGUUUUGUUGGUGGUAUUGAUCUCUGUGAUGGAAGGUACGACACUCCGUUCCAUUCCUUGUUCAGGACAUUGGACACUGUCCACCAUGAUGACUUCCAUCAACCUAACUUCACUGGUGCUGCUAUCACUAAAGGUGGUCCAAGGGAGCCUUGGCAUGACAUUCACUCCCGUCUUGAAGGUCCAAUUGCUUGGGAUGUCAUGUACAACUUCGAGCAGAGAUGGAGCAAGCAGGGUGGUAAAGACAUUCUGGUUAAGUUGAGAGAUCUUAGUGAUAUUAUUAUCACCCCUUCUCCUGUUAUGUUCCAAGAGGACCACGAUGUGUGGAAUGUCCAAUUGUUUAGGUCCAUUGAUGGAGGAGCUGCUGCUGGGUUUCCUGAGUCGCCUGAAGCUGCUGCGGAAGCCGGGCUUGUAAGUGGGAAAGAUAACAUCAUUGAUAGGAGUAUCCAAGAUGCUUACAUUCACGCAAUCAGACGGGCUAAGGAUUUCAUCUACGUUGAAAACCAGUACUUCCUUGGGAGUUCUUUUGCUUGGGCCGCCGAUGGUAUUACUCCUGAGGACAUCAAUGCCCUGCACUUAAUCCCAAAAGAGUUAUCGCUGAAGAUUGUUAGCAAGAUCGAGAAAGGAGAGAAGUUCAGGGUGUAUGUUGUGGUUCCAAUGUGGCCAGAAGGUCUCCCAGAGAGUGGAUCAGUGCAAGCUAUAUUAGAUUGGCAGAGGAGGACCAUGGAGAUGAUGUACAAGGAUGUGAUUCAGGCUCUCAGGGCCCAAGGUCUUGAGGAAGAUCCAAGAAACUAUCUGACAUUCUUCUGUCUCGGAAACCGUGAGGUCAAGAAAGAUGGAGAGUAUGAGCCUGCUGAGAAACCAGACCCCGACACAGAUUAUAUGAGGGCGCAAGAAGCCCGCCGCUUCAUGAUAUACGUCCACACCAAAAUGAUGAUCGUUGACGAUGAGUAUAUUAUUAUCGGGUCAGCUAACAUCAACCAGAGGUCAAUGGACGGUGCAAGAGACUCUGAGAUAGCAAUGGGAGGUUAUCAACCACAUCACUUGUCCCAUAGACAACCAGCUCGUGGCCAGAUCCAUGGGUUCCGUAUGUCACUCUGGUACGAACACCUGGGAAUGCUCGAUGAAACCUUCCUCGACCCCUCAAGCUUGGAAUGCAUCGAGAAAGUUAACCGCAUUUCUGACAAGUACUGGGACUUUUACUCAAGUGAGUCACUUGAACAUGACCUUCCCGGUCACUUGCUCCGCUACCCGAUUGGUGUAGCUAGCGAAGGUGACAUCACUGAGCUUCCAGGAUUCGAAUUCUUCCCGGACACAAAGGCCCGUAUCCUCGGCACCAAAUCAGACUACCUGCCUCCAAUCCUUACAACCUAAUCUCACUACGCAUGUCGAGUAAUGAUCUCUCUCUCUCUCUCUCUGCUUUGCUGCUGUUGUAGCUUUGAAUAAACUUGAGUGUCUACC